Seminavis robusta is the source of this 963-nucleotide messenger RNA. The record is from the annotation of a GenBank genome assembly. NCBI's taxonomy places the organism in Eukaryota, Bacillariophyta, Bacillariophyceae, Naviculales, Naviculaceae.
AUGGCAGAAGGCCAAGAAGCAAAGGAAGAUGAGGCUCUUCAAACACUUAAGCUGACAUCGCAAGAAUUUCUCGCUAUCGGGCUGGAUAUUACGGUCGGCAAGGAUAAAUGGAUCCACUUCAAAGCAGAGAGAUCGGAAGAUCGAUUUAGAUCCGCUUAUGGGGCUGCCACGUUGACUGCUUCGGAAAUGUGGAAUGAUUUGGUUGACAAGGGAGAGAUAAAGAAGAAUACAAAGCCAAUGUACCUUCUUCUUGCCCUUCGCUAUCUCAGGAGCCAUGAUACGCAAGACGAUCUGAUGAUCUUCUUCAAGAUUGGGAGCAAAAACACCAUUUCAAGGUGGUGUCAUGCGUUCGUUAGAAAGGUUCAGCUGCUACUGAAAGAUAAGAUGCUUAGCUUUGAAGAGGCCGAUGAUGGAAUGAUCUUCUUCAUGACAGUUGAUGGAACACAUUGUCGAAUUGAAGAACCUCGCCCUUUCUCAAAAGAGUGGUCAAGUCACAAGUUCGGAGGCAAGGCAGCUUUGAACUACGAAGUUGGCUUAAGCAUUCACAAAGAGAGACUUUGUUGGCUGUAUGGUCCUACCAAACCAGGAAAGCACAAUGAUCUUGAAGUUGCUCGUAUGAGUCUUUUCCCAACGCUGCGUGCAUACAACCAACAACACAACAAAGACCCGUGCUUGAGAAUCGUUGCAGAUGGCAUUUACGCUGUCCAAGCUGAACAAGACAUUGUAUCAACUGAGAACGAGUUUGAUCCUCCUGAUCUGGCUAAGUUUAAAGAGCGAGCGUUGUCGCGGCAGGAAGAAUUCAACAAUUUGCUCAAGAAGUUCAAGGUGCUGGACACAAGGUUCCGAUAUGAGCAAGGGUCCGACUUUCUAGCUGAACACAAGACUUGCUUUGAAGCUGUCGCAGCUGUCGUUUGCUACUCUCUAGACAACAACACAAGCAACCUUUUCGAAGUCUACGAGUAG